GUUUUGCACCCGACCUCCGCUGCUCUUGAAAUGGCCUCUAAACGAGCCCUGGUGAUUCUCGCCAAAGGAGCAGAGGAGAUGGAAACGGUUAUCCCCACGGAUAUCAUGAGACGAGCAGGCAUCAAGGUGACAGUAGCUGGCCUGGCCGGAAAAGAGCCCGUACAGUGUAGCCGCGACGUUGUCAUUUGUCCUGAUAAGAGUUUAGAAGAUGCCAGGAAAGAGGGGCCUUAUGAUGUGGUGGUCUUGCCAGGAGGGAACUUGGGAGCCCAAAACCUGUCAGAGUCUCCUGUUGUGAAGGAUGUCUUGAAGGACCAGGAUGGCAGGAAAGGGCUGAUCGCGGCCAUCUGUGCAGGUCCCACUGCUCUGUUGGCACACGGAAUAGGAUUUGGAAGCAGUGUGACAACACACCCUCUGGCCAAAGAGAAAAUGAUGAAUGGGGGUCACUACAAAUAUUCCGAGAAUCGUGUGGAAAAGGACGGCCACAUUCUCACCAGCCGGGGGCCAGGCACCAGUUUCGAGUUUGGCCUCGCUAUUGUGGAAAACCUACUGGGGAAGGAGGUGGCCGAGCAGGUGAAAGCUCCCCUGGUCCUGAAAGAUUAGAAAGAGCAGCUCUCUGCUGGCUUGUUUUUGUG
Euleptes europaea (tarantolino) is the source of this 632-nucleotide messenger RNA. It is a transcript of the gene PARK7, whose product is annotated as Parkinsonism associated deglycase. Lineage: Eukaryota; Metazoa; Chordata; Lepidosauria; Squamata; Sphaerodactylidae. Gene Ontology annotation, biological process: protein deglycation, glyoxal removal; guanine deglycation, glyoxal removal. Gene Ontology annotation, molecular function: protein deglycase activity. The coding region runs from base 31 to 600 and encodes 189 amino acids. The record is from RefSeq and is a predicted model, not a curated record. Gene Ontology annotation, cellular component: nucleus; cytosol. The transcript is spliced from 6 exons.